UGUGUGAUUAUAAUUUAAUCUGUUUUUAAAUCAUGUCAAAUAUCCUCGGAAGUUUAACCGCGUUUGACCACAAUUCCCAGGAAUGGGAGAUUUUUAAAAGCAGAUUAGUGCAAUAUGUUAAGUUAAAUAAGGUGACCGAGGACAAUAAGUGUGCUUUGCUUUUAACUCAUUUAAGUGACGAGACAUACCGACUGGUAAGGAACUUAGUGCAUCCGAAGAAGGUCGAGGAUUCUAAGUUCGAGGAGCUAGUAGCUGCGUUAGAUAAACAAUUAGCGCCAAAACGUUGUAUUUUCGUCGAACGGGCGAAAUUUUACGAGGCGACGCGUGACGUUGCAGAAAACAUCGAACAAUGGGCGGCUCGAAUAAGUGAACUUGCUGUACGCUGCGAGUUUGGAGCCCCCUUGGAUGAGCUGCUUAGGGACAGAUUCGUGCUGGGGCUGAGCGUAGGCCCAGAGCGCGACCGGCUGUUCGAGCAGGAUGCUGCCACGUUGACGUUCGCGAAGGCCGUGGAAGUGGCCCAGAAGGCUGCGUAUGCUAGAAGCGCACGUACUACGUCUGUUCCUGCUGCCGUCGUGCAAGUGAAGCAGGAGCCGAUGUACCGGGUUGGUACUAGUCGCCCUGGUACCGGGGGGUCCUCCGACUCUCGACGCUGCUCCGUGUGCGGGCUUAAGAGCCACGACGCAAGUAAAUGUAAAUACAAGAACUACCGCUGCCAGGUGUGUGGACAAAAAGGGCACUUAAAAAAGGUGUGCAGCGCUGAGAAGGCGAAACAGUGUCGUGUUAACUGCAUUCAAGCUGACCUUGAUGGAUCAGCUGAGGUCUCUCAGAGUGCUGAAGGUUGCAAGGAGUGCGAGCUAUUUAAUUUAAGGUACGUUAAUAAUGCACCAAUAUUAUUGGAAGUGGACCUUAACGGUAAAAACUUAACAAUGGAACUUGAUUGUGGUUCAGGGCCGAGUGUGAUAAGUGAUAAAUUAUAUUAUAAAACCUUUUCGGACUGUAAAUUAAAAAAAUGCGAUAUGAGAAUGUGUUUCUACAAUGGUCAUCAAGUCGCGCCAUUAGGCUAUUUCACUACAAAAAUAACAUAUUUAAAAAAAACACAUGACAUCGAUAUUUAUGUAAUGGAGGAUGGUAGUCGGUUAGGUCUAUUGGGCCGUGACUUUAUGACCAAGUUUAACAUGUAUUUUGCUAUUGAUGAACAAAAAAUUAAUUUUGUUAGUUCGGAAUCGUUUCGAAGUGAGCUACCGCGGUUGCUGAGCGAAUAUUCGAGCCUUUUUAAUGAAGACUUAGGAAAAUUUAACAAAUUUCAAGUAGAAUUAAAAUUAAAAGAUAAUGUUACACCUAAAUUCUUUAAACCUCGUACAGUUCCUUUUGCUAUUAAAAAUAGGGUAGAGGAAGAAAUUGAUAGGCUUGUUGGUUUAGGUAUAUUGGUACCCGUAAAUUUUUCUAAAUAUGCGACACCUAUAGUGCCCGUUUUGAAGGACAACGGUAAAAUUAAGAUAGCGGGUGAUUUUUCCGUAACGCUCAAUAAAGAUAUGAUAAUAGAUAGGUACCCUAUGCCCCGCAUCGAAGAGGUGUUUGCGCGGCUCGGUGGCGGUAAUCGUUAUACGAAACUCGACCUUAGUAACGCAUAUAAUCAAUUCGUUUUAUCAGACGACUCACAAGAGCUCACUACUAUAAAUACAUCAAAAGGGUUAUAUAAGUAUACGAGGCUCGUAUAUGGACUAGCUAACGCGCCGGCUAUUUUCCAGCGCACAAUGGAGACACUCCUAGUAGGUAUAGAAGGAGUCAGCUGUUGGCUCGAUGACGUAUGCGUAACAGGACCUACUGAUGAAUUACAUUUAUCGCGAUUACGGGAGGUUUUAAAAAGGUUUUUAUGACUCGGGGUUACGAUUGCAAAAAAGUAAAUGUGACUUUUUUAAAAAUAGUGUAACAUAUCUCGGUUUUGUAAUAGAUAAAAAUGGUCUACGUGCAUGCCCCAAGAAAACCGAGGCUAUUUUAAAUGCCCC
Molecule: messenger RNA, 2006 nt
Organism: Cydia splendana
Lineage: Eukaryota; Metazoa; Arthropoda; Insecta; Lepidoptera; Tortricidae
Exons: 1
Coding region: 33-1877 (614 amino acids)
Molecular function (GO): nucleic acid binding; zinc ion binding
Source: RefSeq, a predicted model, not a curated record